GCCUGUCACCGCCUGCGUCACGGGCCCGGAGUUUUCCACUGACGAAAAAGGGCAGCGCGCGCGGCGCAGCCCCGGCAGCGGCAGAGCGGGAGGCGCCGCCGCUGCAGCCGGACCUGCCGCUCCGGGACCCGCCGCAGCCGGAGUUAUAUGAAAAGUACGGCGUCACCAUGAGCGGGGUAUUGAAAAGGAAGUAUGAAGAGCUGGGGGAUGACAGUACCUACUGCUCCUCCUCCUCCUGCUCCCCCCUCUCCUCUUCAGCAUCAUCAGGCUGGGAGACAGAUGAGGAGAGCUCCCGUGGAGAGCCCAAGCCUAGCUCUGCCUUAACGCCCAGCUUCACCCCCACAUCUAUCCUGAAGAAAUCCAAGCGACUGAAGAAGAACAAUGUGGAGUUUGACCGGGUCACUGUGUUUUACUUCCCACGCUGCCAGGGGUUCACAAGCGUGCCUAGUCGUGGGGGCUGUACCCUGGGGAUGGUGAGCAAACACAGCUCCUCCCGGCAGUUCACGCUAGCAGAGUUUUCAAAGGAACAGGAAAACGUUCGUCGGGUGAAACUGGAAGAGAAAUUAAAAGAGGAGAAGUUGGAGGCAUUGAAAUGGAAACUAACCAUGAAUGGCACGAAGGAGUCAGAGGAGGCCAACCAGCUCACUAUUGAAGACAUCUCUGAUGAUGACAUCGACGUCAGCAACGUGGACUUGGAGGACGGCUUCUUCCUCCAGCCCUACCCUGCCAAGAAGAGACGUGCACUGCUGAAAGCCGUGGGGGUGAAGAAGAUCGACAAGGAGGAGAAGCGGGAGCUGCACAACAUCCGCUUGUCCCGGGAGGACUGCGGCUGCGACUGCCGGGAGGUCUGCGACCCAGAGACCUGCAGCUGCAGCUUGGCAGGCAUCAAAUGUCAGAUGGAUCACACCUCCUUCCCCUGUGGCUGCACCAAGGAUGGCUGCGGCAAUACUGAGGGCAGGAUCGAGUUCAACCAGGCCCGUGUGCAGACCCACUUCAUCCACACCAUCAUGAAGCUGGAGCUGGAGAAGCAGCAGCAGAGCAGUGAGAAGGUGGCAGAGGCUGAGCCCCCCUUUCGGGAACGGCUCCCACAGUUGGGAUGUUCAACAGGGAAGGGCUCUUUGGAGGAGCGUGCAGUGCCACUUGCACCCGCCUUCCAGUUCAGCCCUGACCUGGAGGCCUUGGGGGAGAACAGUUGCAGCAGUGACAUGACAGACUCCUCCAUUUCCUCCCACCCCAGUGAGGACCUGGAGGAGCCCUACGAGAGCCUCCCCUCCGACAAAUCCCAGUCAGAUGUGGAUGACGAUGGCUUGGCACGCAUCCUCCACUUCAAUGACUCAGAUGCUGAGGAAGAGGGUGGUCAUGGUCAUGAUGACCUGAGCUGCUUCCACCCCACCGAUUUCUUCAUUGAGGACCAUGGCGAUGAGCCUAAGCCUGUGUCUGGCCACUUGUCCCACCUCUCCGAGUGCCUGGAUGAGAAUGCCAACCAGGACGGUGGUGGUUUGUUGGAGGAUGCUGCUCAUGCACGGUGCGAUGGACUGUCCUGCUGCACCUCAUCCCCGGGUGAGCCCUGCUCCAAGAGCUAUGCUGACCUUAGCCUUUCCUCUGACUCCUUGGAUUUCUUCCAGUCCUUCUCAGACUAUAACUUGGGACCCCUUUACAACUCCUUAAAGGAGUACGAGAACCUUGAUAACUUCUCAGCGUUACAGUUUCAGUUGCCUAAUUUUCCAGGUUUCCCACAAGCUGGAGACCAGGGCUCCUGUUUCUUGGAGUCCCUUAUCGGUUUGUCUGAAUCCGUCCCCGAAACCCCAGCCCCUUUCACAGACAAUCAACUUUUGGAGGAUGCCAUCAAGUCAUCGCUGAUGGAGACGGUGAAAGUGUAAAAUGCCCGUGUGGCUUGAGCAGCAAGGAACAGCCUGAAGGAAAAUCGAAGCGGGCAAACUUGCACCAAAAGGAUGAUGUGUUACUCAAAAGUAAGGAG
This is a messenger RNA of Melopsittacus undulatus (budgerigar), 1978 nucleotides long. RefSeq names its product cysteine and serine rich nuclear protein 1 (gene CSRNP1). Gene Ontology annotation, molecular function: DNA-binding transcription factor activity, RNA polymerase II-specific; sequence-specific DNA binding. Gene Ontology annotation, biological process: regulation of transcription by RNA polymerase II. Gene Ontology annotation, cellular component: nucleus. The record is from RefSeq and is a predicted model, not a curated record. Bases 168 to 1880 code for a protein of 570 amino acids. Lineage: Eukaryota; Metazoa; Chordata; Aves; Psittaciformes; Psittaculidae. The transcript has 5 exons.